AUUGUAAGCCUGUAAGUAGCGAUGAAGAUCGUCAAGAGUAGGAAUGACUUACUGACAAUUGCUCAUAUCUCCUAUACUCUAUAGUAAACUGCACGCCCUUGUAUCCGCACGACGAGAUCAUCGGUGGCUACGAUCCUAAUCAACUUUUAACAACACACUUUCUCACUAAACACUACUAAAUCUUUCAAAAUGGGUAUCUCCCGUGCUACAAAGGAGGCUUGGUUCGUCAAGUUGAACGAAUUGCUCGACAACUACCCCUCCAUCUUCAUCGUCAAUGUCGAUAACGUUGGUUCCCAACAAAUGCACCAAAUUCGUGCUUCUUUGCGCGGAAAGGCAACCGUUUUGAUGGGUAAGAACACCAUGGUUCGUCGUGCUUUGCGUAUGAUUAUGGCCGAAAAGCCUCAAUUCGAAAAAUUGAUGCCUUACGUCAAGGGAAACAUUGGUUUCGUUUUCACUUCAGGUGAUUUGAAGGACAUCCGUACCGCCAUCUUGGCUAACCGUGUUGCUGCCCCUGCUCGUGCUGGUGGUUUCGCUCCUGCUGAUGUUACCGUUUCUGCUGGUAACACCGGUAUGGAACCCGGUAAGACCUCUUUCUUCCAAGCUUUGGGUAUUCCAACCAAGAUUGCUCGUGGUACUAUUGAAAUCGUUUCCGAUGUUAAGGUCGUUUCUGGUGGUACCCGUGUCGGUUCCUCCGAAGCCAUGUUGUUGAACAUGUUGAACAUCUCUCCAUUCACUUACGGUAUGAGUGUUGUUCAAAUCUACGACAACGGUCAAACAUUCGGCACUGAAGUUUUGGAUGUCGAAGAAAAGGUUUUGGUCGAACGUUUCCAAUUGGGUAUCAAGCAAAUCGCUGCUAUCUCUUUGGCUCUCAACUACCCAACCAUUGCCAGUGUUACCCACUCUCUUGUCAACGCUUACAAGAACUUGUUGGCCGUUUCAUUGGCAACCGACUUCGAGUUUGAAGGUUCCGCUAAGGUGAGUAUCGCUUUGAUGAUCGGAAUGGCGCACGCAUGAGAAAUGGCCCAAAAGAUGGCCAAAUUUUAUCACACUGAAAAUUCGGAUCAGUCGAAAUGACCAAUGACCGAGUAAAUGGGGUCAUACAAUGGCUUCAUCAUACGCUGAUGGUACAUGCAAGACAUGUUUGCGCUCUAGGGGGGAGAAAAUAUCGAUAGAAGCUGAUUGGUACAGAUUGCUGACAUAUUCUUGCCUCUUUUG
Messenger RNA from Meira miltonrushii, 1215 nucleotides. RefSeq lists its product as uncharacterized. The transcript has a single exon. Gene Ontology annotation, molecular function: structural constituent of ribosome; large ribosomal subunit rRNA binding. The record is from RefSeq and is a predicted model, not a curated record. Bases 190 to 1014 code for a protein of 274 amino acids. Gene Ontology annotation, biological process: ribosomal large subunit assembly; ribosome biogenesis; cytoplasmic translation. Lineage: Eukaryota; Fungi; Basidiomycota; Exobasidiomycetes; Exobasidiales; Brachybasidiaceae. Gene Ontology annotation, cellular component: cytosolic large ribosomal subunit.